Molecule: messenger RNA, 2938 nt
Organism: Betta splendens (Siamese fighting fish)
Lineage: Eukaryota; Metazoa; Chordata; Actinopteri; Anabantiformes; Osphronemidae
Product: MICAL-like protein 1
Exons: 15
Coding region: 370-2760 (796 amino acids)
Molecular function (GO): protein binding
Source: RefSeq, a predicted model, not a curated record
GCUGAUUGUGCAGGACAACAAUGAGAAGCAGGGAACCAACGGGAGCGGACUGAAGUUGCCCCCAUCCAACAAGUGGCUCGUGCGUCCUCGGCCGCUGCAGAUGAAUGACAGAGCCACAGUCCAGCCCGUCGUGGAGACGCUUUGAGCUUUGAAAGCUGUGGGUGGAAACAGUGAAGUGGUGGAAAACUUGAGGCUUUCGUGUGACACAUCAGGGGAAACGCAGCUUCACCGGCGCGUCGCGCGCCUCUGACCGCAGCUGCAGACGCUGCGGCUGCGGCUGAAGCUGAAGCUGGCUUCCGGCUCGGAGUCAGACCUGCUCCGGUUCAGGGCCAUGCGCGCCCGCUCCUCACGCGAACUCUCCCCCGGGACAUGGCGUCGCCGUGGGCUUUACAGGAGUGGUGCCGCGUCACGUGCGCGGAUUAUUACCCCAGCGUGGAAAUAAAGAACAUGUCGAGCUCAUUCAGAGAUGGACUUGCGUUUUGUGCCAUCAUCCACAAACACCGCCCUGACCUGAUAGAUUUCAGCUCCCUCUCCAGAACGAAUGCUCAUCAGAAUAACAGCCUGGCGUUCCAGGUUGCAGAGACGCAGCUGGGCAUCCCUGCCCUUCUGGACCCCAGAGACCUGGGUUCCUGCACGGUGCCUGACUCUUUGAGCAUCAUCUCCUACGUUUUCCAGUACUUCUGGUUCUUCAGCAGCAGAACGAACGCAGGUCCUGCCAGUUUGAGAUCGUUACACACAGAACUAAACUACUCAAAGACUAAAAGUCCCGAUGGCCCGCGGUCCCUGAAGAGCUCAGCUCAUUUGAAGUCCAGUGAAGACGCACCAACGGUGUGUCUGCUGUGUCUGCAGCCCGUUCACCUCAUACAGAGACUCCUGGUUGACGGAGGCAUCUACCACCGCAGCUGCUUCAGGUGCAGAGUUUGCCAUUGCACUCUUUUACCAGAUCUUUACACACGGGGGUCCGACGCUGGUGCCUUGAUCUGCGUCCACCAUACGAAAAAGAGCAAAAGUGUCUGUGCUGAGUUCAGGCAGCAAAUCGGAUCUGCCCGUGAUGAGUUUCAGACCAAUUACGUUUCUCUCAGUGGAUUGGCCGUCACCAGCGUUCCUCAUUACACUAUGAACACAGAGCCACAGGACAAGCUGGUUCACAGAACUGCAAAGACAGAAAUGAAAGACAGUCAAGAGAGAAUCAGGGAAGAGAACGACGGCGAAAGCUGCUCUGCUGCACUCAGGAUCAGCGUAACGACGGCAGCACCUCGUGGAGAGGGAGCUGAACGAGGGGGAGCCGACGUGGGAGCUGGCAGCCUGAGGCAGGAAGUAGCGCAGGCGGAGCAGACGGAGCAAACAGUCCAGACCCAGCGGACCCAGCAGCCCGCUGAGCCCGGUGCACAGGUCACAGGAGGAGGCAGACGCCCGGUUCCAGCUCCCAGGCGAACGUCACACUCUCCGGCGCCCGUUCCUGCCCCCAGGGUCAAAGCGCCGCAGACGAGCUGCCGUCCUGCUGCAGGAAACACUUCCAGCCAGUGUAAACCUCCCAUUUCACCUCCCAGCGCCGUUCCAACCGGUGUUAACCCCAAGGUGAAGACCAGCCACCCCUGGUUGGGCAUCAUCCACCCUGGGCCCUGGACACAGCUGCCCCCUGCUCCACCUCCGCUCGCCCCCCCUCGAAGCAGAUCUUUGUUUAACCUGCAGGAGCCCUGGUACAGGCCCAGAGUGCCUCCUCCCAACCCCUUUGGAGAGGAGGUGGAGGAAGCUGCAGAGCAAACUACAGAAGAUGCCGUUUGUUCAGGCGACGCUGAGAAGAGUCACUCUGAACCUGACAGUAAAGCAGAACCACCGGACAAACCCAUUCCCCCCAAGAGACGAGAGCGAGCGAGAGCUGAGGCUGCGGUGACGUGUAGUGAAGCAGCUGGAGGCAGCGGUGGCUCACAGCGAGACGAGACGCAGGACACGUUACCCAGGAGUGUUUCUGUCCCAACGAUCACAUGUGCCUUCUCUCAGAGUUCCUCAGAGCCAAGAGACACCAGAGAGUCCGACUCAUCGAAGCAGAGCGAGCAAAUGUGCAAAGACAAACUUCUGGAUGUAAAACCUGCCAUGCCCAGAUCCAAAACGUUCCAGGCUCUGUCCUCCCACCGAGCCGCCGCCCCCGGACACGGCUUUCCACUCGUCAGGAGGAAGGUGCAGACAGACCAAAGCGUUCCUACUGGAGACCUGCAGGCAGAGAUGGGAGCGCUGAACAAACAACUGGAAGCGUUGGAACAAAGAGGAGUUGAACUGGAAAAGAACCUGAGAGACAAGAGCUGUUCUCAAAGUGAAGAGGAGCAAAUGUUACUAGAGUGGUUUUCUCUGAUCCACAAAAGACAUGUCCUAGUGUGCAGAGACACGGAGCUGGUUUACCUGAGAAAGCAGCAGAAUUUAGAAGAGGAGCAGGCAGAUGUGGAGUACGACCUCAGGUGUCUCCUUAAUAAACCUGAAAGCGACUGGAGUCCGGAGGAUCGCAUUCGAGAGCAGCAGCUCAUGGACGAACUGGUCGGUAUCAUCGAACAGAGGAACCAGAUCAUCAGCAGCUUGGAUCAGGACAGACAGAGAGAAAGAAAAGAUGAUGAGCUUUGGGAAACUAUGAUGAAGAGCAAAGAGUUGCAGAAUGAAGGACUAAAACAGAUUAAGAAAUCUAAAGGAAAGUCGAAGCCCCCGAAUGUUUUUAAGAUGCUGAGCCACAAAGCAGUGAGCAUCAAAAACAAUGUGGACAAAAAGAGCUGAAGGACCCUCAUGACCUCAGAAAUGAUUUGGAACUCUCAAGAUCAUCGUAUUUACGUUAGAGAACAGCUCAGACCCAAAACCAUCAACAAUUCAGUGUUAUCAUUGUGCAUUUUCUCUUCCAUGUCUUCUGAUUUUUAUGUAUUUGUAUCAGGUAAAAUAAAUAUUUAUUUGGAAAGUU